Messenger RNA from Cimex lectularius (bed bug), 2344 nucleotides. It is a transcript of the gene Pus7, whose product is annotated as pseudouridylate synthase 7 homolog. Gene Ontology annotation, molecular function: pseudouridine synthase activity; RNA binding. Gene Ontology annotation, biological process: pseudouridine synthesis. The record is from RefSeq and is a predicted model, not a curated record. The transcript has 14 exons. Gene Ontology annotation, cellular component: nucleus. Lineage: Eukaryota; Metazoa; Arthropoda; Insecta; Hemiptera; Cimicidae. Bases 126 to 2318 code for a protein of 730 amino acids.
CGCGGCCCUCGUGUGUUUAGCAGGAAGGUUACACGACUGUUUCCUUGCCUAUUGUUGACAUUAUUGUUAAGUUCUCUUUAACAAAGUGGUUUUUGUUUAUAAAUUAUCAGUUAAUUAAACUUGAAAUGGAAACAGACACUACUUCAAGCAGCCAAUUGGAUACUGAUAAAACAAAAGGCGAAAGCUCUAUAAAAUUGACCAUUCUCCAAAAAUUCCAACAGCUGAAUGAUGAUAUUCAAAAAGAAAGGGAAGUCGGACAGAAUGCAUCUGACAAAUCAAGAAAAAAUAAAAAAUAUACAAAUAAAGGGAAAAAAAGAAAGCAUCAGCAUGAAGACGAUGGAAUAUAUGUUGGUCUAAUGGAGAGAGAUGUUGGAAUGACAGAAUUUAUUAGCGAUUUAAAAGGAUUUAAGGGGAUAAUUAAACAUAGACUCUCAGAUUUCCAAGUACAUGAAAUAGAUCUAAAAGGCAACGUGGUUCAACUGACAUCUUUUGACACCCCACCUUUUGAAGAAGAUACAGGAAAAGAUAUACCAUGUGAAAAUUAUAAGGAUCUUAUAAAACCAGAAGACAUGACGGAAUUGAACAAAAUAAUGAAUGAUGAACAACAGAUUUCUUAUGAAAUAGAUGUAACAGGAAUGACGAAGAAAGAGAGAGAAAAUAUGCACAAAACAAUAAAGUACAUGUUCGACAAUAAGCUUUACAGCAAUACAAAAUCAAAGACGACUGACGAUGUUACAAAAACAUUCUUAGUGGUUAAGAAGUGCUCGCAAAAACCUGACAGAUCGAGUUGGCCUGAACAUGUAGGUCGUUAUUUGCAUUUCACACUUUAUAAAGAGAAUAUGGACACCACGUUAGUUGUGAACACAAUAUCUCAAAAUCUUCGACUUCGUCCCAAUCAUAUAACUUAUGCUGGUAUCAAGGAUAAAAGGGGAAAAACUUCACAAAGGAUGUGUAUCAAGAUGAGGAAAGCGCAGGAAUUGGUUAGAAUGAAAAAAUUCCUACGGCAAGCAUCAUUCGGCAAUUUUUCCUACGAAACUGCACCUUUGAGGCUAGGCGAUUUAUCUGGAAAUCAAUUUACUUUAGCCAUAAGGAAUAUUGAAACGGAAGACAGUGAAUUAAUAAAAGGAAUUGAACACUUGAGAGAAUUUGGUUUUAUAAAUUACUUUGGCAUGCAGAGAUUUGGUAGCUCUAUUGUAGCGCCAACUUUUGCCAUAGGCAAACAAUUGCUUUUGACAAAUUGGAAAGAGGCUGUGAAUCUAAUAUUAAAACCUCGUUACAAUGAAAGAUGUUCUCCCGAGUUGAAAAUAUGUCGUGAUGUUUGGGCAAAGACGCAGAAUGCUGCUGCAGCAUUGAAGCAUUUGUCUCGUAAGGAAUCAUCACUCGAAGUUCAAAUACUGAGGGCCUUAAACAAACAAGGCAAUGAACAGUAUUUCAAUGCUUUCUUUUCUAUACCUAGGAAUUCUAUGCUUCUUUAUCUGCAUUCUUAUCAAAGCCUUGUUUGGAAUAAAAUUGUGUCUAGACGUAUAAAGAAAUUUGGAUACAGAGUGCUCCCUGGUGAUCUAGUAUUAUCUUCAGAUGUUGAUGAAAUAGCCCUUGAUCAAGAUUUGUCUGAAUCUACUGAUCUUAAUGAUUGUGAUGAUGUUGAUGAAAAUGAAAUAGACAGUAAUUUACAGGAAGUUACCGUAAAUGCUACAAGAGCUCAAAAAGGUCGUUUGGAAGUGCGAAAGUUGUCCCCAGAAGAAGCCGAAAUGACAAAACUCUCUGAAAUUGUUUAUCCCUUGCCUGGAAAAGACGUUGAAUUUCCUGACAAUGAAACUGCCAAUUGGUACACAGAAGUGUUAGCUGAAGACGGCCUAACUUUAGAACAUUUUGAAAAAUCCAAUAAGGCGUUUACGUUAUACGGCGCAUACCGUAAAGUUGUUCAGAUACCAGAAAAUCUCACAUAUAAAAUAGUUAAGUACUCUAGCCAUGAUGAUGAUUUUAUUCUUUCUGACCUCGACAAAAUGAAAAAUAUUACUUUGAAAAGUUCACAAGAAGGUCAGUAUAAAGCAGUCUUAUUAAAUUUCAAUUUGAAAUCAUCAUCGUACGCUACAAUGCUUAUGAGGGAAUUGAUGAAGUUUGAUACGACAUUGUCAACUCAUGCUAAAUGGUCAAAAGAGCUCAAAAGUAACAAACCAGAAGAGAAGAAGAUUAAGUUUGAAGGAGUGGAAAUAGAUGGGAAAAAAGAAGAAACUGAGGCAGUUAAAAUUGAAAGAGAUGAUAAAGAAACUAUCAUGACAACUAAAAUAGAAACUGAUGAAGAAAAUGGCAAAAACUGAAAGAAUGAGUUAAAAUGUGUAGAGAU